AUGGUAACUCUAGCAGCAAAGAAGGCAGCAAGCUCGCCCCACGGCAAAACUCGCCCUCGUCAGCCGGAGGUCGCACGCCUUCAUUUCAGUCUGAUGAUCCAUCAGGCAUCAACCAAACUAAGGACGCUUUCACGGAGGAGAUCCAGUAAGCAAGUCGCGAGAAUUUCCAUACCCCUGACAGAGAAAGGAGACCGAUCAAAUCGCGGCACAGAUCACGGACAUACAGGGCCAACUGAAGGAAAUCCGGGAACAGAACAGGUAUGGCCAGACGCGUCCGCAGCGAAGACGACCCAACGGCUGAUCAUCGCCGCCAGCGCACGGGACAGUUACCUGAAGCAGGUGUGGGAUCAUGUGAGGAAGCUAAAUCAAUGGGCGGCGGAGGCCCGGGAGAUCAUUAACGGGAGAAACUCGCCAUCGCCUGGGCAGUGUGGGUCGGUGGAUGUGUAA
This is a messenger RNA of Aspergillus pseudoviridinutans, 447 nucleotides long. RefSeq lists its product as uncharacterized. The transcript has 3 exons. Bases 1 to 447 code for a protein of 148 amino acids. The record is from RefSeq and is a predicted model, not a curated record. NCBI's taxonomy places the organism in Eukaryota, Fungi, Ascomycota, Eurotiomycetes, Eurotiales, Aspergillaceae.